Molecule: messenger RNA, 2687 nt
Organism: Linum tenue
Lineage: Eukaryota; Viridiplantae; Streptophyta; Magnoliopsida; Malpighiales; Linaceae
Source: the annotation of a GenBank genome assembly
CGUCCUUCCAUCUUCCCCAUCUCUUCAAUCUCCACAAGCCACUCUCCCACUUUCCAGUUAAACAAAAAAAAAAUAAAAAAUACAAAGCCAUUCUCCAAUCUCCACUCACUUCCGUCCAUCACCAUCACAUCCAUUUUGAAAAGGGUAAAACAUUUUGAAAAGCUACAGCUCCCCUGUUUUUCUCACUGUUCUUCCCUCUCUUGUCCACCAUUCUGGUCCUCUGAUCUCAAAGCUCAACCAAAAAUAGAAAUAAACCAGACGGACCGAUCGCUACCACUGCCACAACCAUGACCGUUCCUCAAGUGAAGAAAGAGCAGGAGAAGAAGGGUAGGCCAGGGAAGGUGAAGGUUUCGUCCUCUAACAAACAGGAAAGAGGGAUUGUUCCAACCAAGUCUGGCUUCAAGAGGGCGACAAGCGAAAGUGUGUAUGUUAAUGGCGAAGUGAAGAAUGCUGUAAUGAAGAGAGCUCAGGAGAUAGAAGCCAGUCUACCAAGAAACUUCCCUACCAUGAUAAAGAUUAUGCUCCCUUCUCAAAUCUCGGGUGGGUUUUGGCUGGGUCUUUGCAAAAAGUUCUGCGUCAAGCAUUUGGGUGAAAAGGACUUCAUAAUGGACUUGGAAGAUGAGGAUGGCAAAGUCUCUCGAGUGAAUUGUCUAGUCAGAAAUGCUGGACUUAGCGGGGGAUGGAAAAAGUUCUCAACCGAUCACAAAUUGGUUAAAGGAGAUGUCGUAGUUUUCCAGUUGGUUAAGGCAAACAAGUUCAUGGUCUACAUUGUGAGGGCAAGUGAUUUCGAGGAAAAUGAUGUUGCUCUUGGCCUUCUGAAACUGGAGACUAGUUUGGAAGAGAAAUCUAGCUCAGGUGAAGUGGAGGGUGGUGCUCUUGACCUUAUGGAGCUGGAUGGUGUUUUGGAAAAGAAAUCUGCUCAUGCAAAGGAUCUGAGCAGAAGUGUCAAAGCAACUGUCAUGAAGACUGUUGAUGAUUCUGAUAUUUCUUUGGUGAUCAACUCCGAGCUCUCAAAGCACCUCCAGCACAAGUACUAUGAACUAUGCAGCAGCCAGAAGUUGUUCCUCCAUGAACAAAUCCUCAAUGGUCUCAACUGUAAGCUGAUAGCGGGAGUAAUCGCCGAGACCAUUAACAUUGCUGAUGCCAUAAGAGCUUCAAAGUUCAGCGGUGUGGGUAAUGAUAACGGUCAGCAGAAGGAAGACUUUGUGACUUGGGAGAGCACAUUGUUAGCUUUUCAGAAGCUGGGAAUGAAUGUGGAGUUCAUACUCACCAGAUUGAGGCAGCUCAUGCGGCUCUGUGACAAUGCCAAUAGGUGUAAGAGGUUGAAGACUGAGAGAGUCGAGGUAGGCAAGGAGGUGAAGGUUCUGGAGGCGAAACUCGAGGAAUCGGUUCGAAGAAUGAGAAGGAUUGAUGAAGAGAUCGAGAAGUUGGAAAUUGACGAUGUGGAGGAUGUUGAGGUGAAGUUCAGAGAAUUGGCUAAAGCUCCAUGGACCAUGGCCAUCCUUCAAGUCAAGGAAGAGCAGGCUGAACCCAUUUUCCAAAGACCUUCUCGUUCGAAAGGAGGCUUUGUUCCAAUCAAGUCAACUGUAAGCUCUUACGAGCCUAAGAAUGAUGUAAUGAGAAAAGCACAGGAGAUUGUAUCUAAUCUACCUGCAAACUCUCCUUCAUUGAUAAAGGUCAUGCACCCUUCACAUGUUACUAGAGGAGCUUCAGUGCGUCUCUUGGCAGAGUUUUGCCACAAGCAUUUACCUGAGGAGGACUCAAUGAUCGAGUUGGAGGAUGAAAAUGGUGAAGUUCACGCGACAAAGUAUCUAGCCUAUAAGAACACUUUCAGCGCUGGAUGGGCAGCUUUUGCCGGCAAGCAUGAUUUAGUUGAAGGAGAUGUUCUGGUGUUCCAGUUACUUAAGCCAACCAAGUUCAAGGUCUAUAUUGUGAGGACAAGUAGGUCAGAGAGAGUAGAUGGUGCUCUUGAUAUGGAAAAGAAACCUGUUCAUGCCAAGAAUCUGAGCACAAGUGGCAAAGCAACUUUCAAGACUGUCCACAACUCUGAUCUUUCCUUUGAUGAUAACUACGUACCCGAUGAGUCGGAAAAUGGAAGUGAUGAAGAUUUUGGAUUCGAUAUCCCCGACGGUAUUAGGAUGUCAUCAGAAUCCACUAUUGAUUUCCGACAAGUGAAGAGCUUUGCUGACUUUGACAUUAUAGUGAAUGGCUUGGUGAUCAAUAGUGAGCUCUCUAAGCAGCUCCAGCACAAGUACUAUGAACUAUGCAGCAGCCAGAAGUUGUUCCUCCAUGAACAAAUCCUCAAUGGUCUCAACUGUAAGCUGAUUGCCGGGGUAAUCUCCCAGACCAUAAAUAUAGCUGAUGCCAUAAGGGCUUCAGAACUUGGUGCCCCACAGAAGGAAGAGUUUGUGACUUGGGAGAGCACUUUGUCGGCAUUUGAGAAGCUUGGGAUGAAUGUGGAGUUCAUACUAACCAGGUUGAGGCAGCUCAUGGGGCUUUGUGGCAAUGUCAAUAGGUUGAAGAGAUUGAAGACUGAGAGAGCUGAAGUGGGAGAGGAGGUGAAGGCUCUGGAGGUGCAGCUCGAGAAGUGGGUGAGAAGAACGAAAAGGAUUGAUGAAGAGAUCGAAAGGUUGGAGGUAGAUGAUGUUCAGGUGAGGUACAGAGAAUUGGCUAAAUCUCCAUGGUGA